This is a messenger RNA of Mus pahari (shrew mouse), 3894 nucleotides long. It is a transcript of the gene Cadm2, whose product is annotated as cell adhesion molecule 2. Lineage: Eukaryota; Metazoa; Chordata; Mammalia; Rodentia; Muridae. Bases 665 to 1879 code for a protein of 404 amino acids. The record is from RefSeq and is a predicted model, not a curated record. The transcript is spliced from 10 exons.
GCCCUUGUGUCUGGUGCUCGCUAGAGCUGCUGCUGCCGCCGCCGCCGCCGCCGCCGCCGCCUCCGUCGCCGCCGCCGCCGCCACCGCCGCCGCCGCUGCCACUGCUGCUGCUGCAGCCGGAGCAUCCGGGAGCCGCCGCCGCUACCAAGCGCUGCUACCACUGCUGCCACCUCUUCUCCCAGGACUCUGACACCCGAGCGCGAGCGGCUGUGCUGCCAGCUUGCUGCCCCUGUCCCCCACCCCUCCCUUCCGUGACCUACCCACUCCUUGCAGCCCUCGCCUGCACCUUCCCCGACACCCCGGCAUCUCCGCAUCACCUGCCUGAGCAACCUCGGGGCGGGCUCUGGGACUUGCCUCGAGCUCCGAAAGGAAGGCAAGCUCCAAACCGGUGCCGGGCAGAUCGCUUGUCGGGGCUGCACCACUAGCAGCAGAAGGAGAAGAAACUAUUUAGCCCACCGAAACCCCAUUCUGCGGGUGCUCUGCCACUGCCGCUUUUGCUGCCGGCAACCAGCUUCCGCGCGGGUUCGAACACAGCGGCGGCGGUACCGUGGGUCCGGCGGGAGCCAGGGGGACGACACCAGCGGAGCCCUUGCACUGUGUGGUUCGCUUAACCAGCAUCUCCUUGCCCCCUCGAUCCUUCCCCAGACCCUUAAAAGAAGGGACCAUGAUUUGGAAACGCAGCGCGGUUCUCCGCUUCUACAGUGUCUGCGGGCUCCUGUUACAAGCGGCUGCUUCAAAAAGUAAAGUCAAAGGCAGCCAAGGGCAGUUUCCACUAACUCAGAAUGUCACGGUUGUUGAAGGUGGAACUGCAAUUUUGACCUGCAGAGUUGAUCAAAAUGAUAACACCUCCCUCCAGUGGUCAAAUCCAGCUCAACAGACUCUGUACUUCGAUGACAAGAAAGCUUUGAGGGACAAUCGGAUCGAACUGGUUCGGGCUUCCUGGCAUGAGCUGAGCAUCAGUGUCAGUGAUGUGUCUCUCUCGGAUGAAGGACAGUACACCUGCUCCUUAUUUACAAUGCCUGUCAAAACUUCCAAGGCCUAUCUCACUGUCCUGGGUGUUCCGGAGAAGCCUCAGAUUAGUGGAUUUUCAUCACCAGUCAUGGAGGGAGACCUGAUGCAGCUGACUUGUAAGACGUCGGGCAGUAAGCCUGCAGCUGAUAUAAGAUGGUUCAAAAAUGACAAAGAAAUCAAAGAUGUGAAAUACUUGAAAGAGGAGGAUGCUAACCGAAAGACCUUCACCGUUAGCAGCACGCUGGAUUUCCGAGUGGACCGUAGCGAUGAUGGAGUGGCGGUCAUCUGCAGAGUAGACCAUGAGUCCCUCAAUGCCACCCCUCAGGUAGCCAUGCAGGUGCUAGAAAUACACUAUACACCAUCAGUUAAGAUUAUACCAUCAACUCCUUUUCCACAAGAAGGACAGGCUUUAACUUUGACCUGUGAAUCUAAAGGAAAACCACUGCCAGAACCUGUUUUGUGGACGAAGGAUGGUGCAGAAUUACCAGACCCUGAUCGAAUGGUUGUGAGUGGUAGGGAACUCAACAUUCUCUUCCUGAACAAAACGGACAAUGGCACUUAUCGAUGCGAAGCCACUAACACCAUUGGCCAAAGCAGUGCAGAGUAUGUCCUCAUUGUUCACGAUCCCAAUUCUCUGGCUGGCCAGAAUGGCCCUGACCACGCUCUCAUCGGAGGAAUCGUGGCUGUUGUUGUAUUUGUUACACUGUGCUCCAUAUUCCUGCUUGGCCGAUAUCUGGCAAGACAUAAAGGAACAUAUCUAACAAAUGAAGCUAAAGGAGCUGAAGAUGCACCAGAUGCCGACACAGCCAUCAUCAAUGCUGAAGGCAGCCAAGUCAAUGCGGAAGAGAAAAAAGAGUAUUUCAUUUAAAAUUCAGGCUCCAAGUCCUGAGUUUUACCUACCAGGCUGACUGCUGGAGAAAACUGGCAAUCAUCUUUCAGAAAUCAUUCCAACCAUCUUCUUCUACUACUUUUAUUAACACCCAUACUGUACUGCUCUCAGUAGCCAGUGUAUACCAACAAUCAGCAGUUGAAAGCAUCAUUCUUUAAUUACUGUACCAUCCAUAAUGCAGGACAUUUCUUAUUGCCUAAAUUUUACACCAUUGCUCUUUUAACAUACAGUGCUUGAAUAUACAGCCUUAACAAUGUUAAUCAUCUCACUGGAUCAUGGUAUUGAGUUGUUUUUAUACAUUGAAGAAAUGUAUGCAAAACCCCACCCCUACAUUUGUUUUCCUUGAAGUCAUAGACUCUAUUGGUUUGCCAUUGGACAGUUAUCACAAGUCACAGGAUUAGGUGAUGACCUAAUGUGUUUAAGCUUAAUCGAAGAUUAGUGGUUUACAAACAAUGUUUUCUACCUGUCUAUCUUCAAAGAUAACAUGUUGUGGAAAUAUAUGCCCUAGAAAACACAAACUGAAAAAACACUGUAGUGUAGUUUCUGGAAUGUUUGAGAUUAUACUGGUAAUACUGUAUCAAGUGGCUAUUUUAAAAUUAGUGUUUGAUACAGGCACCAUGUGUAUGGAUUAUACUCAUGACAUGACACCUUAUAUUAUUAUAUAGAUCCUACCAUUAGGUUAUUGUAGCUUCAUUUACCAAUAAAUUAUUACAAACAUUUAACUGCUUUGGGAAUCAUAAAGAUUUCAUUCAUUUCUCUAUUUGAUUCUAUAAUUUAUUUGUUCCAUAAGUAUUCACCUGCCUAAACAAAACUGAAGUAGGGCACAAUUUUGAGACAUUUUAGUAUCUGUAUAUAGUGCAUAUAAUAAAUCCAAUUAAACAUUAUUUGAUACAUAUUUAACUUUUUUGGCUGUAGGUCAUUCAGUCAUAAGUACGCAUUUUCUAACGUCCAUUAUAUCCCUUUAGAUAUGACAUAAACUGAUAUUAUAAGUAGAUAACAUGGAUUAGUAUUUUGUCUGUAUGUCCCAGCACUGUCAAGAACAAAAUUUUUCUAGUUCUUGUUAAUUUUUAUUUGUUAUACAAUGGAAGCACAAUGUUACAAGGAAAGGUAAUUUUAAGCUAACAACCAGUGCACAGCCUCAGGUUUUAAAUCACAACCACAGUUGAAUAAUAACCUAAAAACAAACUCUUAGUUUGAUUUAUUUUAAAAAACAACUUUACAUAUUUUAAUUUGGCAGUUUCAGGGCUGCUUAACUAUGUUGAUUUGCCAAAAAGGAAGUGUUUAUGAUAUUUUCUGCAUAAAUGAGCUAAUUCUUUAUAUUAAAUUCCUGUCUAUGCAUUCUGUGAGGUACAAACUUAUGAAACAGAUAGUGAUAGAGAACCCGUGCCGUGCUCUUAACUCCAAGGUGAAGGUCUCUUUCUCUGGAUUAUUUUAAAUUUUGGUAUAUUGAAAUAUUAUAAAAUUCUGUAAUCUUAAAUAUGUCAAAAAGCCAAUACAAAGUCUUCUAUCUAUGAGUGAAAUAAAGUAUUGGUAGAGUGGUUUUCAUUACACUUAUUGGAAGCUAAAGAAUAAAGAUACAGUUAGAUGAAAAAAAUAUUUUCCCAUGUUCAAGCAUUGCACCUUUAAGAAGAAAACAAAGCUGACAAUAUGGUAGCUGUACUUGUGAUGUCUAACAGCAUGGUGGAGUUUUAAAAUACCUUGGAACUUAUUUGUGGGGAAGAAGAAUGAUUAAAUACAACAUCCUAUGUUAAUAACACAUGAGGACAAGGGUGCUGUAUAUUAGAUUAUUUAUCAGAAAAGUAUCGAACAUUUAAGAACAAUAUUAGAAUUUUUAAUUUUUUUUAAAAUUGUGUAGCAUUUAUUUUGUUGAUUUCUUACAAAAGAAAAAGGACGAUGUCAGUCAAGCAGCACUUUUUUCAAAAUAUACAGAACAUAAAUAAUAUGAUGUGGUUGAGUGUUAACAUAAUAAAUCAUAUACAGUAUGACAUUUUAAG